Messenger RNA from Perognathus longimembris pacificus (Pacific pocket mouse), 5482 nucleotides. RefSeq names its product kinesin family member 26A (gene Kif26a). NCBI's taxonomy places the organism in Eukaryota, Metazoa, Chordata, Mammalia, Rodentia, Heteromyidae. Gene Ontology annotation, biological process: microtubule-based movement. The record is from RefSeq and is a predicted model, not a curated record. Gene Ontology annotation, molecular function: microtubule binding; microtubule motor activity; ATP binding.
GCCGCCAACUUGGGAGCCGCGGGCCGGGCCAUGGGGGCGUCCGCGGGCCGGGUCACGUAGCCGCGGGCCGCCUCCGCGCCGGCAUGGGCGGCCGUGGGGCCCCACGCCGCGCGGCGCAGCCGGAGGUGGCCGAGGGCGGCCCGGCCCGGGAGCCGCGGCCGCGGCUGGAGGUGUCCCCGCGCCCGAAGCCGCCCGCCCGGCCCGAAGCGGACCCGUGCGGCAGCCGCCCGGCCCCCGAGGGCGCCGGCGCGGGCGCGGAGCAGAGCCACGCGGCCGGGGCGGGCGCCUGGUGCCGCCACUGCCACACCAAACUCGUGGAGCUCAAGCGCCAGGCGUGGAAGCUGGUCAGCGGGCCCGGGACGCCCCUCCGGGACCCUUGCCUGUCCGCCCUGCUUCUCGACAAGCUGCCGGCGCCCGGGGUGCCGCCCGCCUGCCGUCCCGGGGCCGAGAGCCGCUGUGACGUCUGCGCCGCGCACCUGCACCCGCUCACCAGGGAGGCCCUGCACCUGCUCCAGGCCCCCGCCGGCCCCGAUGCCCCUCGAGGAGGCGGCGGCCCCGGGACCACGGCCGGCCCCAAGGACGCGCCCGGGCCGGGAGGCCCCGCGGGGAGACAGCCGGACCGGAGGAAGGGGCCGGCCUGGCCGCCGGGACCCAGCGUCCAGGUGUCCGUGGCCCCCGCGGGCCUCGGGGGGGCCCUGAGCACCGUCACCAUCCAGGCGCAGCAGUGUCUGGAGGGCGUGUGGGGCCUCACGAGGGUCAACAGCUUCCUGCCGCCCACCUGCCUGGCCGAGGCGGCCGUGGCUGCCGUCGCCGUGGCUGACACCGUCCGCGAUGGAGCCCCCGGGGCAGGUCUGGACGGCGUGCCCACGCCCUGGAGCCGAGGGGCUGCCUGCGCUUCGGCCCUGGGCACCCCGGGCCCCUCAGCUGGGGGGUCCACGGCGUCCACCGCAGCCUCCUUCUUCAUCAGGGCCGCUCAGAAGCUCAGCCUGGCCCCCAAGCGCAAGAAGACCCCGCCGCCCCCCGCGCCCGCCGCCCGCGGCACCUGUGCCUACCCCACCGACUUCAGCGGCGUCCUGCAGCUCUGGCCGCCCCCGGCGCCCCCCUGCCUGCUCAGGGCGGCCAAGGCCAAGGACAACCCCGGUGGCUUCGGAAAGGUGAAGGUCAUGCUGCGGAUCUGGCCGGCACAGGGCGCGCAGCGCGCGGCGGAGUCCACGUCCUUCCUGAAGGUGGACUCCCGGAGGAAGCAGGUGGCCCUGUACGACCCGGCCGCCGGGCCCCUGGGCGGGGCGGGCCUCCGGCGCCCCGCCACCACGGCCGUCCCCAAGAUGUUUGCCUUCGACGCCGUCUUCCCCCAGGACUCGGAGCAGGCGGAGGUCUGCUCGGGCACCGUGGCCGACGUGCUCCAGUCCGUGGUCAGCGGGGUGGACGGCUGCAUCUUCUCGUUCGGCCAUAGGAGCCUGGGCAAGUCCUACACCAUGAUCGGGAAGGACAGCUCGCCCCAGAGCCUGGGCGUGGUGCCCUGCGCCAUCUCCUGGCUCUUCCGGCUCAUCGCGGAGCGCAGGGACCGGACGGGCGCGCGCUUCUCCGUCCGCGUCUCUGCGGUGGAGGUGUGCGGCCGCGACCAGAGCCUGCGGGACCUGCUGGCCGGGGUGGCCGCCGACGGCCUCCAGGACGCCCAGUCCCCGGGCGUCUACCUGCAGGAGGACCCCGCGUGGGGGGCGCAGCUCCAGAGCCAGAGCGAGCUGCGGGCGCCCACGGCGGAGAAGGCCGCCUUCUACCUGGACGCGGCCCUGGCCGCCCGCAGCCCGGGCCCCGUCGGCGGGGAGGACGCGCGCCGGAGCUCGCACCUGCUCUUCACGCUGCACGUGUACCAGUACCGCGUGGACAAGGGCGGCCAGGGCGGAAUGUCUGGAGGCCGGAGCCGGCUGCACCUCAUCGACCUGGGCGGCUGUGAGGCGGCCCCCAGCCGGGGCCCCGAGGCCACGGGCGGGUCCCUGUGCCUGUCCCUGUCAGCCCUGGGCAGCGUCAUCCUCGCCCUGGUCAACGGGGCCAAGCACGUGCCCUACCGGGACCACAGGCUCACCAUGCUGCUGCGGGAGCCCCUGGCUGCCGCCGGCUGCCGCACCACCAUGAUCGCCCACGUCUCCGACGCGCCCGCGCACCACGCCGAGACGCUCAGCACCGUGCAGCUGGCCGCCCGCAUCCAGCGCCUGCGCAGGAAGAAGGCCAAGUACGCCUCCAGCUCCUCCGGGGGGGAGAGCUCCUGCGAGGAGAGCCGGGGCCGCCGCCCCCCCCACCUCCGACCCUUCCAUCCCCGCGCGGCGACCCCGGACCGCCGCCGCGUGCCGCCCGGCCUGCCCGGCGACCCCGACUACUCGUCCAGCAGCGAGCAGUCCUGCGACACGGUCAUCUACGUGGGGCCCGGCGGGGCGGCGCUGUCCGACCGCGAGCUCACCGACAGCGAGGGCCCCCCGGACUUCGUGCCCAUCAUCCCCGCGCUGAGCCGCCGCCGCCCGUCCCAGGGCCCCGGGGAGGCCGACCACUUCCGCUGCAGCACCUUCGCGGAGCUCCAGGAGCGGCUGGAGUGCAUCGACGGCAGCGAGGGGCUCCCGGAGGACCCCGGGGGCGCCGAGGGAGCUCCGCCCAGCCCGGCGCGGGGGGCCGCCUCCCCCAGGAGGCCCGGGGGCCCCCCGACGGCCUCCAGCGCCCCCCGGGGCGGCCAGGGAGCAGACGCCAGCGGGAGCGCCCCCGAACCCUCCAAGCCCGGCACCCAGGGCGACCCGGCCGCCGACCCGGGCGCCCGCCCCGAGCCCCCCGCCCCGGACAAGCCCGCGGGCGGGGGCGGCAGGAGACCGCUGCCCGGCCCGGCCCCCCCGCUGGAGCCCGGGGGAGGGGGCGUGGGCAGCCCGGCGCGCAGGGGCCCCGUGGGCGGGAGCGCACAGCCUCUCCCCGCCCCGGGCCGGGCCUGCCCCUGCCCGGCCGCGCCUGCCCGCCGUGGGGAGCCGGGCCUGCUGACGGCCACCGUGACGGUGCAGCAGCCCGUGGAGCUGAACGGCGAGGACGAGCUGGUGUUCACGGUGGUGGAGGAGCUGCCGCUGGGGCCGCGCGCCGCCCGGCCCGCCAGCCUGGCCAGCCUGGGCAGCGACUGCUCCCUGCAGGCCCAGGCCUCGGGCUCGCGGCCCGUCAGCAUCAUCAGCAGCCUCAACGACGCCUUCGACGCCUACACCGCGCGGGGCCCCGAGGGCGCGGGGGCUCCCGGGCGGUCCCCGGACGGUGCCGCCUCCCUCGGCUCCUGGCUCAGCGAGGUGGAGGUCUGCGCGGCCCUCGGCCACGGCCCCGCGCCGCGGCCCCCCUUGCGCCCAGACGCCACGGCGGUGGUGGCCGGCCCUUCCCCGCCCCCCGCCUCGGGCCGCAGCCUCGGGGCCUCGGACCCCGGCCCUCCCCCCCGGGGGGCAGCGACGGCGGCCCCGGCUCCGCCCGGCAGGGAGCCCUGGGCCCGGGUCCUGCAGGCCCCGGCCCUCGCCCCCACCAUCCACUCCAGCCUCCCCCGGAAGCCAAGGACUACCUCAGCCGCCAGCCGCCCGGGCUGCGCGCCCCCCAGCCCCAGAGGCCCCUUCGAGGACCCCUGGCUGCUCCGGGCCGAUGACUGUGACGCCGCCCCCGUGGCCUGCGGCCCGGUGCCCGGCUCCCCCCGGCUGCCCGGAGCCCCGCGCGUGGUGGACGGCUGUGAGCUGGCCGGCAGGGCCGCCCGCAGGCCCGAGGCCGUGGCCCGCAUCCCGCCCCUGCGGAGGGGCGCCACCACGCUGGGGGUGACCACGGUCCCCGGGUCCUGCGGAGACGCCCCGGCCGAGGGAGCGGGCGGCCCCAGGGCCUCGCCCGGCCUCAGGAAGGGCUCGGCCCCCAAGGGGGGCUUCCUCCCCAGGCCUCCGGGGGCCGGGCCGCCCGCCCCGCCCGUGCGCAAGUCCAGCCUGGAGCAGAGCGGCCUGGGGGCGCCCCGGGCCGGGCCCGCCGCCCCCGCGCCCCACGGGGAGGAGGAAGCCCGGCCCGGCGGCCGGGGGGACCCCCCUGCCCCCCGGGGGACGUCCAGCCUGCGGGCCCGGGCUGGCAAGGGGGAGCCGGCGCCCCGCCCCGCCGGUGCGUCCCUGGAGCGGGGCGAGGGCCAGGCCCACGGCAGCAAGGGCAGGGACGGCCCCGCGCGGGGCCCCCGGGCCGUGCCCCGGCUGGGCGUGCCCGCCGGCCCCGUGCCCGAGCCCCCGGCCGCCGGCAGGGGCGGCGCGGCGAAGGCCGGGGCCCCCCCCAAGCCGCCGGCCGCCGGGGCCAAGGGCCGGAGCCUGGUGGCCGGCGGGUCCCGGGCCCCGGGGGCCCCCGUGUCGGGCAGGGCGGCCGCCGGCGCGGCGGUCGCGGCGAGCCCCCGGACGGCGCCCCGGGCCGCCCCCGCCGUGGGCUGCAAGACCGGCCGGGGCACCGUCAUGGGCGCCAAGCAGGCGCUGCGGGCCGCGCACAGCCGCGUGCACGAGCUGGCGGCGGGCGGCGGCCCGGGGCGAGGCGGCCCCGCGUGGGGCUCGGCCGACUCGGACAGCGGGCUGGACAGCGGCGCGGCGGCGGCGGAGGAGCGGCCCCCCGCGGGCCCCGCGCUGCCCUCGCCCUACAGCAAGGUGACGGCGCCCCGGCGGCCCCAGCGCUACAGCAGCGGGCACGGCAGCGACAACAGCAGCGUGCUGAGCGGGGAGCUGCCGCCCGCCAUGGGCCGCACCGUGCUCUUCUACCACAGCGGCGGCAGCAGCGGCUACGAGAGCGUCCUGCGCGACAGCGAGGAGGCCACCGGCAGCGCCUCCUCCGCGCCCGACUCCACCAGCGAGAGCGGCGCCGCCUCGCCCGGCGCCCGCGCCCGCAGCCUCAAGUCCCCCAAGAAGAGGGCCACAGGUCUGCAGCGGCGGCGGCUGAUCCCGGCCCCGCUGCCCGACGCCGCGGCCCUGGCCCGCAAGCCCAGCCUCCCGGGGCAGUGGGUGGACCUGCCCCCGCCGCUGGCCGGCGCCCUCAAGGAGCCCUUCGAGAUCAAGGUGUACGAGAUCGACGACGUGGAGCGCCUGCAGCGGCACCGCCCGCCCCCCCGGGAGCCCGCGGCGCAGGCCUCCCAGGAUGUGGAGAAGGGCCCGGUGUGCGUCCCCAGGCUGCGCGGGGCCGAGCGCCGGCAGCAGAGGCUGCGGGAGGUGCAGGCCCGGCGCCCGCAUCUCUGCGAGGAGCUGGCCGAGACGCAGGGCCGCCUCAUGCUGGAGCCCGGCCGCUGGCUGGAGCAGUUCGAGGUGGACCCGGAGCUGGAGCCCGAGUCCCCCGAGUACCUGGCGGCGCUGGAGCGGGCCACGGCCGCCCUGGAGCAGUGCGUGAACCUGUGCAAGGCGCACGUCAUGAUGGUCACCUGCUUCGACAUCGGCGCCACGGCCGCCGCCGCCCGCCCGGGGCCGCAGGAGGUGGACGUCUGAGC